Nerophis lumbriciformis (worm pipefish) is the source of this 2869-nucleotide messenger RNA. It is a transcript of the gene tpcn2, whose product is annotated as two pore segment channel 2. Gene Ontology annotation, biological process: transmembrane transport; calcium-mediated signaling; endocytosis involved in viral entry into host cell. Gene Ontology annotation, cellular component: lysosomal membrane. NCBI's taxonomy places the organism in Eukaryota, Metazoa, Chordata, Actinopteri, Syngnathiformes, Syngnathidae. The record is from RefSeq and is a predicted model, not a curated record. Gene Ontology annotation, molecular function: voltage-gated channel activity; ligand-gated sodium channel activity; intracellularly phosphatidylinositol-3,5-bisphosphate-gated monatomic cation channel activity.
UUUCGCGCUAACAAGUGACACUUUACAGAGCAGACGUUAACUUCCUAAACACACGUUUUUACCACCAAACGUUCAAGCCUUUUUAAACUCGCUAUGGAUUAAAAUGUGUCCAGCGACACGUUUACAAACAACUUGUAUCCUUUUACAUUCGAAGGCUGCAAGCAGGAAAAGGAAAGGUUUUUGUUGGCUGGAUGGAAUCGGACUGUCUGCUGGCAGCAAGUGGCCGUCAUGCAGCACCCACACUUUAUGGGACCGGGUCGGCAAAGGACGACACGGGAGAGCUGCUGUGCUCGUCCGGCUGUGAUUCUCGUAGCGAACAAACAGAUGAGGAGCUCUACAUUCAACAGGCUGCUGUUCUCAUUGAAGACGCCAUACAGUAUCGCUCCAUUAACCACAGAGUUGAUGCCAACUCACUGUGCCUGUAUCGAUGGUACUACUCCAGGAUAUUUCAGUGGGGCUUUGGCCUGACAAUUGCGGUGGUGCUGUUGCUGGCGUUUGUGGAGCGUCCGUCUUCUCUUUCUGUUACCUCCGACUCUCGAUACCGCCUGCCAUCCUGGGAGCCUCCUUGCGGCUUCACAGAGAGCAUCGAGAUUGUCUGUUUAAUCAUCUUUAUUCUUGAUCUUGCUGUUAAGAGCUACUUAAUUGGCUGGGAAGAAUUCAGGAAGAAUAAAUGGCUGAUUAGCUACACUGUAGUCAUUUCAGUCUCCAUCAUAGAUUGGGUCUUGUCUAUCAGCAUGGCAUGUGAUGAGAAACUAAGAGUGCGACGACUUAUUCGACCAUUCUACCUCUUGCAAAAUUCCUCCCUGAUGAAAAAGACACUGAAGUGCAUCAAGAGGACUCUGCCAGAGAUUGCCAGUGUGAUCUUGCUGCUGGCGCUUCACCUGUGUCUAUUCACAAUGAUUGGCAUGCUGUUGUUUCCUAAAACUGAGGAUCCAGUAAAAAAUGAAGAGUGGAAGGUGUAUUUUCGAAACCUCCCUACUUCACUCACGUCUCUGCUGGUGCUGCUUACGACAGCAAACAAUCCAGAUGUGGUGAUCCUUGCCUACUCCCAAAAUAGAGGCUACGUUAUUUUCUUUGUCACUUUCAGUGUAAUUGGAACUUACUGCCUGAUGAAUUUACUGACAGCCAUCAUCUACAACCAGUUCAGGGGAUAUUUGCUGAUGUCAGUGCAAACGUCCAUCAUCAGAAGGCGAUUGGGAAUCCGAGCUGCAUUCCAGGUCCUCAUUUGUCAUGAAGCGGAGAAUGCUGCUGAGGAACGUGUUCCUGUAGAUGUGGUCCUGCAAGUGAUGUCCAGGGUCCAGAUGCAGAGCUACUACAGAGCAGCCAUCACUGCGGAGGCUCGUCAGUAUGAACCUGAAGGCUUCAUGGAUCGAGAGCAGUUCAGAAAAAUAUUUGACGAACUGGAUAAAGACCGUAUCAAGGAGCAUCCGCCCUUACCGCAGUAUAACAACGUAGUACUGCAGAAGAUGCAGCUGGUUUUCAGCCACUACUAUUUCACGAUACUCGGCAAUGCAGUGGCGUUGGCCAAUGUGGUGUGCAUUUGUACUGUGUUGGUAUUGAAUUCAGAAAAGUCCAUAGCAGAGCGAGACAACCAUUACAUGGAGAUCAUCAACUUGUGCUUUAUCAUCUACUACAUGUUUGAAAUGGCUGUGAAAAUAUUUGCUUUUGGCUGGAAGGGGUACCUAUCCUACAGAAACAACAUCUUUGAUGGUUUUCUCACCGUCCUGUUACUGGUCCUGCAGAUCACUAUUUAUGCUAUAUACCGCCUUCCUCAUACACAUGGGAACCCGUCCUUUAAGAGUAUGUUUUCGUUGUGGGAGAUGGUUCGUUUUGUUAACAUGCUGAUUGUCUUCCGCUUCCUGCGCAUCAUUCCUGAUAUCAAGCUAAUGGCGUUAGUUGCAAGUACCUUGUUGGACUUGGUGAAAAACCUAAGAGCAUUUGCAGGGAUACUGGUGGUGGUCUAUUAUGUGUUUGCUGUAUUUGGCAUUUGGCUGUUUGAAGGAGUCAUUAAACCACCAGCACACAUGAGUGUACUGUCUAAUACCACAAUGGAAAACAUCACAUCAAACUUCAGCAUUGAAUGUGGCACCUAUGAACAGCUUGGCUACUGGCCCAAUAACUUUGAUGACUUUGCUGCAUCCAUCAUUUUGCUGUAUGAUAUCAUGAUCAUCAACAACUGGCAGGUCUUCAUGGAUGCAUAUAGCAGAUACACCUCAGAGUGGUCCAAAAUCUACUUUGUGUGUUGGUGGUUCACCUCCUCUGUCAUGUGGGUCAACCUGUUUAUGGCGCUCAUCCUAGAGAACUUUACGUACAAGUGGGAUCGCAGUCACAGCUGCUCUGUUACAGACGUGGAGAGAAUCCGCUAUGAAACCUCUGUUCAACUCAUAUUUAAAGAGCAGAUCAAAGAACCAACAGAAGAAGAGUUGCUUUGUCAGCUACAACAGCACCCCCACCUGCACCUACACUGGGAGCACACAUGACAGCCAAGUAUUGUACUUUAUUGGGAUCAUCAACAGUGACUUGAGGAAAUACAAUUUCCCAGAUGUUAAAGAUCAGUCAUCGUUAUAUUUACAAGUUUUUCACAUUGCAUGUAUUUAUAAGAGCUGUUGACAACAAUGGUGUCAAAAAUGGUAUCAUGUCAACUCGUCUGGUCCCACUGUAGUAUUUGUAUUGUCUUUUUAGUUCUUUUUCUUUUGCAUUGCUGUAAUAUUUGUGCUAAAAAGGGAGUGCAGUCUUAUUUGUUGUUUAUGAAUGAAAAUAUUUGAAGAAUUUUGGAUAUUGACAAUGACCCAAGAAAAAUUGAUAACAUUCAAAAUAAAUAUUUUGAUACUGAUUUCAAAUGUAUGUAAUAAAAAGUGAUGACAUUUAA